Molecule: messenger RNA, 1937 nt
Organism: Daphnia carinata
Lineage: Eukaryota; Metazoa; Arthropoda; Branchiopoda; Diplostraca; Daphniidae
Product: protein IWS1 homolog
Exons: 11
Coding region: 98-1858 (586 amino acids)
Biological process (GO): poly(A)+ mRNA export from nucleus
Cellular component (GO): nucleus
Source: RefSeq, a predicted model, not a curated record
ACGCGAAGCUGUUUGGGCAUUAGCGAAGUUUCGUCUUCCUUUUUCUGUUUCGUAAUUUUAACUUGGCAUUUACCUUCGAUCAGUCAUAACUACGGGUAUGGAAAACUCUGUAGAUAAAUCUGUUUCUAAUACUAAAAAUGCUACAGAAGAGAACUUGAAAGACGAAAGCUUGGAAAAUGAUGGAAAUAGUUCAGUAUCAAGAGAAACGAAAAGGCUGGAGGAUGAGACUGAUAAUUCUGGCAAUGCAAAAGAAGAUGGUGCAUCUCAAUCCCCUCGUAUGAAAAAAGCCACAAGGAGCAGGACACUGUCACCCUCUAAAUCCCAUUCAAGAUCAAGAUCACCUUCUUUGUCAAGGUCAAAAUCUGGAUCUCGUUCUAGAUCCGGCUCACGUUCGUCGCGUCGUUCGUCGAAGUCACGCUCGAAAUCACGUUCGGUUUCAAGAUCCCGAAGUCGCUCCAAAUCAGUAUCUCGGAAAGUAUCUAGAUCGAGAUCGAGAUCAGGUUCUCGUUCCUCCCGUUCGAGAUCUCGCUCUUCACGUCGAUCAUCGAAAUCACGUUCAAGAUCUGGCUCUCGCUCGAGGUCCAGUAGCCGUUCGAAAUCACGUUCUCGCUCAAGAUCUAAAGGCUCAAGGUCUAGAUCAAGAUCAGCAUCCUCCCGAUCCAGAUCAUCAUCUGCUUCGAGCGUUAACAGUAGAGGAGUUGGCUCUCGUAAGCGUAAGCUAGGCAGUAGAAGUGGCAGUGAUUCCGACGGUCCUGGAAGCUCCAAGAAGAAAGGAAAAAGCAAGUCACGUAUUGCCCGCCCAGCUGGCGACUCAAGCGAUGAAGAAGGCAGUGUUGGAAACGAAAAAGACAAAAAAGCAUUAGAAGAGGUUUUUGGUGAUUCUGGUGACGAAGCUCCGAAAAAGGAUGACAGUGAACUACCAACCCAAAAGGUUUCUGACAGGGAGCAAGACAGUGAUUCAGAUAAUCAAGACGAUCAAAGGGCUGAGUUUGUUUCGGAUUUUGAUCUUAUGAUGGCCCGUAAAAAGGAUGAAAAAAGGAAACGCAAACGCAAGGACGUCGAUAUCAUCAACGAUAACGAUGACUUGAUUGCUCAUAUGAUUCAGCAGAUGAAAGCCGCCUCGGAGGAGGAUCGCGAAUUCAACAAACUUCGAAAGCCUGCAACAAAGAAAAUCUCUCUUCUUCCAACUGUUAUUGCACAGCUACGGAAACACGACUUACAGAUGGCAUUCAUCGAGCACAAUAUAUUAAGCGUGUUGACGGAUUGGCUUGCCCCAAUGCCAGAUCGCAGUCUCCCUGCACUACGAAUCCGAGAACAAAUUCUCACUAUGCUGCGAGAAUUUCCACCUCUGGAUCAAGGAGCACUGAAACAGUCUGGCAUUGGCAAGGCAGUUAUGUACUUGUGUAAGCAUCCUAAAGAAACCAAGGAAAACAAGGAAAAGGCUGGAAAGCUAAUCAGUGAAUGGGCCCGACCUAUUUUCAACUUGACGACAGAUUUUAAAGCUUUAAGCCGGGAAGAGCGAGAGCAAAGAGACUUGGAGCAACUUCCUAAGGUACGUCAGCAGGCCGCUGAAACUGCAGCAUCGAAGGACAUCUCAAAAGCCAUGCAAGAGGAAGAAACAUCUGUACGACCCGGAGACCCCAAUUGGGUACCAAGAGCACGGGUACCGCAACCAUCCACUAAAGAUUACGUUGUCCGUCCCAAAUGGACCUCUGAAGUCGACAUGUCAAGGACGUCGAAGAAAACGUUGUCAAAGAUGGAAAAACGAAUUCAAGAAUAUAGCCGGAUGAAAGGUGGGAAGAGCAAAGGACCUAACAAUGCUAUCCUAAGUAUUGAAGGCCGUAAGAUGAAUUUAUAAGGAUCUACGUAAGCUGACAAAUACAGAAGUGUUAUGCAUCUUUUCACUAGUUUGUAAGAAUACAUUCGGUCAAGUUAAA